UCCUUCCUGAUGUGGGUGUGGACACUAACACAGAUGACUACACAAAUAAUGGAGGAGAAGCUACACUAGUCUGCCUCGUACAAGUUAGAAAAACAGUUAAAAAUCGGACACGUUUCCCGUUUUUCUUCCUGGUUGCAGAUUGUAGCUGGGAUGCUGUGUCAGGAUGGGAAAUCUUUUUGGAAAAAAGAAACAGACCCGAGUGACAGAACAAGACAAAGCGGUUUUGCAACUGAAACAGCAAAGAGAUAAACUGAGGCAAUAUCAGAAGAGGAUCAACCUGCAGCUGGAGAAGGAGAGACUGUUGGCCAAGCAGCUGCUCAAAGAUGGCAAAAAAGAGAAAGCACUCCUGCUGCUGAAGAAGAAGCGCUACCAGGAGCAACUUCUGGACAAAACGGAGAAUCAGAUCGGCAACCUGGAGCGCAUGGUUCAAGAUCUGGAGUUCGCCCAGAUUGAGAGGAAAGUCAUCGAUGGGUUGAAAGUUGGAAAUGACUGUCUGAAGAAAAUGCACGAGGCGAUGUCCAUUGAAGAAGUCGAGCGGAUCAUGGAUGAAACCCAAGAUGCCAUUGAGUACCAAAGGCAAAUAGACGAGAUGCUCGCCGGCUCUCUGACACAAGAGGAUGAAGACGCUGUGCUGGCUGAGCUGGAGGCCAUAACUCAGGGAGACGUCGAGCUUCCUGAAGUUCCCUCAGAAGAGCUGCCUGAAGUCCCCGAGGCCUCCGAGGAGAAACCAGAGAGGGAGCGACCCAGGAAGAAGCCAGAGCGGGAGCUGCUCGCUGCGUAGGAACACGGCUGACCUCCGUCAGCCGAGCUGCUGGAGUUUCUCCUCAACACUCCGAUCCUCCAUCAACCUCCGACCAUACAAACAUUAUCUGGGGAGCUCUCUCUUUCUCCUCCGGCGGCAGCAGGUCCUCUCAGAGCCCGGGCUUCCUUCAUAACAUCCAGCUGCUGUCGGUCCUGGUCUGCUGCAGGUGGACUCCUGGAGGCAGCAGGACCGGUCCACUGCAGGACGGAACCACCAAGUCCUGUGACAUCAGAUACUUGUGCCUAAACUUCGAGUGUUCGUUAUGUUCACCACUAAAUCAUUUUACAUACAGAAACUUAUAUUAAAUGCAUGUAUGUGUUCCUCAUUUUAUUUAAUCAGAUCUCCCUCACGGAUCUUCUCUGAUUGGAUGCAGUGAUUGGAUCUGUAAAGGGUCAGUUCACCAAACUUUUAUAAUUGUUUCAUUGAUUUCUCCAGAUUUAAAGAUUCUUGGCAGUCAAACUGGGCAGACUUUAAUUUGUGACUCUUAAUGAAGUUAAAAAGUUACUUUUCAUUUCUUUCCAGUGAAAUUAUCACUCCACUGGAUGAUCCACUGUACAGGUUAUUCAUUUUAUUUGUUCACUUUUCUACCAAAGAAAUCUCAAAUCUUAAAAUCCAACUUAAACAAAAUCUUUCUGUUUCCCUGCUUGGAAAUAUCUCAGUGUCAAGUUUGACAUUUAAUACAAAGGUUGAGUCAGUGUUUAUAUAAAUGAAAUAACUUUAGUCUGAUUAAAUUCCUGCAGAUGUUAAUAAACGUGUUUAUUCAGUUAUUACAUAAAAGUUCAAGAGAACUUUAAAAUGAACAAAAUGUUUUUCAGUGUUCAAAUCACACAUGUAGUUAUUUAAUUUAUUCAUAUGACUCAAAACUACAUUAAACUUGUGUAAUAAAAAUACUCUCAGUCUGUGUUAAUGAAGAAUUUUCCCUAAAGAUGUUUUUUUUAUUUCCCUCCUUGUAAUUCUUACCUGACUGAAAAAAACAGUGGUGGAGUAAAAAAACAAACCAUAACUGUAAAGAUAACUUCUACUGAAGCUCGUGGUGUUUAUAGGCAGUUUGAACGCGAUCAGAGGUGAUGAAGUAUUUAAAAUCCCGUCUUGAAUAGUGAAUAAACGUCACGUUUGCUCGAUAAAGACAGCUCGAGUCGACACGUGUUGGUUUAUCCACGAUUCAGAUUCCUGUCAUGCUGCCAACCAACACUUCUAAUGUUCCAGCAGCUGGACAUUGUUUUGUGGUUUCCAUUGACACAUGAAUGACUAAAUGUUAUGUUUUGGUGAACUGACCCUUUAAGUCAGACAUGAUAACCACCUCAGACUCCUCAGCGUUUCUUUGACACAACUUAUUUGACCCUGACUGGAACUUUUUUUUGAAAGUACCCAAACACAAGCGUCUGUUUCGCUGAAUAUUCUGUCGCUCUGACCCCUUUUCAAGCAGCUUAACUCGUCUAAUUCUCCGCUCCCCUUGUGGAUUAGUUCAGUGUCAUUGGAGAAAGGGCUAAUCAUAUUGUCUGUGGGUUUACCUAUGAAGCCCAGACAACAGUCGUUAAUCUCUCCGAGGCAGAACCUGGAUCUCUACCCACUGAGUGUUAUCAACGCGGGCCUGUAAUUAUUUUACUGUGCAUAUCGUGCUCAGGUUCAACUCAUAUGGAUCUGUGUUAAGUUGCAGCAAAAUGAUGAUGACCUACAUUUGUGAGGCUUACGCUUGUGUAUCUUUGAAGAUCUAUCUAACUAAUCUGUAAAUCAGUUAAUCUCGCUGACAGAAAACACUGAUGACUAACUCUGUCGGGCUGCACGCGUCAUUUCAUCAGCACGGCGUCGAAGCAGUCGCCUGAAGUCGGUUCAGAAAUUGUACCUCUGUUUCUAUCAUGUGCAUUCUUUUUACAAUAAAGGUGUUUUUUUAAUUGUCAUA
Molecule: messenger RNA, 2702 nt
Organism: Acanthopagrus latus (yellowfin seabream)
Lineage: Eukaryota; Metazoa; Chordata; Actinopteri; Spariformes; Sparidae
Product: charged multivesicular body protein 6-like
Exons: 8
Coding region: 164-781 (205 amino acids)
Biological process (GO): late endosome to vacuole transport via multivesicular body sorting pathway; vesicle budding from membrane
Cellular component (GO): multivesicular body; ESCRT III complex
Source: RefSeq, a predicted model, not a curated record